AUGAAUAGCAGCAUCGACAACAACAGCAACAAUAGCAUCAACUCGCGAAGAAGCGCCUGUGACCGCUGCCGGGGCCACAAGCUUCGCUGCGUAAGGCUGUCCGGUGCAAAUUUCUCCACUGACAGUAACCCAGGGGUGUUGCCGGCGUGCGAGCGACGCAUCAAGGCCGGUGCUGAGUGCUUGCAAACUAUACGCAUGCGCCGGGCCUCGCUGAGAAGAAGUAGUUAUGAUAGGUCUGUCGAUGCCUGUCGGCGAUCUGUUGAUAGCAACGGUCCAGCCGUACCUAGAGAUGGGCCUUUCCAAGAUCAGAAUUCCCACCCUCCCUUUAGUCUGGCAAUGCCGUCACAACAAGCCGACCAAGGCCGGCUUUCCGUCGGCGCGCCAUCGCGGAGUCAGAAACUGCCCAGCCAGGCACGCCCUGCUUCGAGGGACUGGCGCCGACGGACUAUAGAUUUCGAUUACACCGAUAUCAAUGCCACCUCCAGGAUGGAACCCUUUCCCAUCCCAAUCACAACACCAGCCGACAGAGACGUGGGCUCCGGAACUGGCAUUUCUUUUGAACUCGACGAGAGCUUCGAUUCCGGGAUGCCAAACUUUAACGCGACAUUCGGCCGUGGACCAGGGCAGGGUAGUCUGGCCAACCGGUUCGAUGAUGGCCCCGAUGAUAUGGUUACUUCGACCAAGAACAGCAAGUUGACAGAUGGAAGCUCCGACGCCGACAAGGAAAAGGAUAAAGACAAGGACAAGGACGAGUGCCUACAUCAGCUGUCCGAGUUGAGCUCGAGACUCAUGAGAUACUUUGGCAAGACGGGCGGUGCCCCCGCAUCGCUCGAGGAUAUAUUAAGCUACUCGACGCCUGCUCCGGUCAGCGCCGGUGAUGGUGCCAAAACAGACUCUUACGCCGCCAAGAACAUUAUUGGGAUACUGCUCCAGAGCUCGCAGAUAUUUCUUGAGAUUCUCGAGCGACUAGAGUCUUCCAUGGCGCAACAAGAAGACCAGCAACAACAGCCUUGCUCGCCAUCCAACUCGGAAUACUCGUAUGUGGACUCUCCCAACGAGACCGAAUUGCUCUUUGGCGACAGUAGGGCAAGCGACGAGACGCACAUGUUGGAACUUCUCAUCCACAAUGAUAAAGUUGACGGAAAGACUACUCAGUUACCAAAUGCAAAACACCACGAGCCGUUGUCCACCCCGCCACCGAUGGUAGCCGGCACAGCAGCAGCCUGUCGGUCCUGCCAUCGACGGCAGGGAUCAUUUGGCAUACCUUAUGCUUUUACCGUCAUGACGUGCUACAUGUGGCUAUUGCAAGGCUACGAAAUGGUGUUUGCCACCAUUCAGGACGCCCUUUUUUCACAACGAGAGCAACGAUACCGACAAGCCGGAUUGCGCCAUGAUGCGUCGCGAAUGGCGCAAGGGCCACAGAUGUUGGGUUCAGCAUCUCUACCUCCGAUGGCUGAUCCCAAGAGAAUGGAACCUUUUGUCUUACCAAACAUCCGGAUUGGUGGAUUCAGUCUCGACGGCCACCCCAACCUGCAGGUCGAGAUGCUGAUCCACGUCAGUUGUCAAGUGCUGCAGAGGAUCAAGUCCAUCCUGGGCAUUCACCAGACACAAGAUUGCACGCCUUGCCACAAGCAUGGCGCGUUUCAUAUGAAGUGUGCGCCCGCCCUGCUGCACAUGUAUCUCGACGGCACGGGAAACACGGCAAGCGGCGGCGGUGCUACUAGCCCCCGACCAGACCUUUGGGAUACGAUUCAAGAUAUCAGGCAGCUUCUAGGUAGUAACAGCUAG
Molecule: messenger RNA, 1788 nt
Organism: Metarhizium brunneum ARSEF 3297
Lineage: Eukaryota; Fungi; Ascomycota; Sordariomycetes; Hypocreales; Clavicipitaceae
Gene: ccsR
Product: Cytochalasin cluster regulator ccsR
Source: RefSeq, a predicted model, not a curated record